Messenger RNA from Dinoponera quadriceps, 2280 nucleotides. RefSeq names its product NHL repeat-containing protein 2. Gene Ontology annotation, molecular function: protein binding. The transcript has 9 exons. The coding region runs from base 1 to 2091 and encodes 696 amino acids. Lineage: Eukaryota; Metazoa; Arthropoda; Insecta; Hymenoptera; Formicidae. The record is from RefSeq and is a predicted model, not a curated record.
AUGUGUGGACUCGUGAGUACAAAAAUGGAUACCCAAGAAACGAUUGAAGAACUGACACAAAUUUGCAUGAAAAUGCGCAGUCAUUUGAAUAAAUUUUCCGAGCAGAAGGACAAGGAGGCGGUUAUUCUGAAACACAUCAAACGAUUCGAAAACAACGGAGCAGACAUUCCUGAAUUUCAGAAAGGACUGGAAUGGUUUAACGUAUCGAAAGGAUUGUCGUUGGCUCAGCAUCUGAAAGGCAAAAUUGUGCUUCUGGACUUCUUCACAUAUUGCUGCAUCAACUGCAUGCAUGUUUUGGCUGAACUAGAAGAGAUUGAAAAGCAAUUUUCUGUAGAGGAUGGUCUUGUUGUAAUUGGAGUUCACAGUGCGAAAUUUACGAACGAACGUGACUCAAAGAAUGUCUUAUCAGCAGUACAGAGAUACAAUAUCAUGCAUCCUGUGGUGAAUGAUGUCACGCUAAGGAUGUGGAAUGACAUGGGCAUAAUAUGCUGGCCUAGUCUUGUCAUGUUAGGACCCAACGGUCAGCCACUGGCAGUUUUCGUCGGCGAAGAUCACAAAGAUGAGAUUCUGUUGUACGCGAAAGUAAUGAUAGCGUACUUCAAGUCCUUAAAUCAGAUAUCGAAUCACAGUCUUCCAUUGAAGCCAGCAUUUCAUCUCUUAUCUUCUCCCGAAGACGGUCUGCUGUUUCCUGGCAAAUUAGCUGUUCUCUCCUCCGAGCGGGGAACAAAGCUCGUUAUAUCAGACAGCGGUAACAAUAGAAUUAUGAUUACUAAUGAACACGGGAAAGUGGAGCAUAUCAUAGGUGGUGCCAGCCUGGGUUUCCAAGACGGUGAUUUUAAGAGCGCUAAAUUCAAUUCACCUCAAGGUGUCUGUGCGCUCGACGAUGUGAUCUACAUCGCAGAUAACAAUAAUCACGCUAUCAGGAAAAUAAACUUAAGCGAGAGGAGUGUAUCCACCGUAGCUGGUACCGGUUCGCAGAGCCACGAUCAUUGCGGCGGAAGAAACGGCACCGAUCAAGAUUUAUCGUCCCCUUGGGACGUGGCGAUCUAUCAUCACGAAUAUGAGAACACCGUCGUUCCGGUCCUGUUAAUCGCGAUAGCGGGUAGUCAUCAAAUCUGGGCUCUGUUCUUGAAAGACACUAUUUGGUGGAAGGAAAAAAGGUAUACGGCAGGCACUUGUAUCGCCAUCGUUGGAAGCGGCCGAGAGGAAAAUCGUAACAACAGUUAUCCUCAUGCCGCCGGGCUGGCGCAACCUUCCGGUAUCGUGGUCGUUCAGGAAUGCAAAGCUGCGUUUAUAGCGGACAGCGAGAGCAGCGCUAUCAGACGGUUGCAUUUGGACAGCGGUCGCGUGUCCGCUGUCUGCGGAGGCGAUAAAAAUCCAACGAAUCUACACGCUUUCGGUGAUGUGGAUGGGAAAGAAUACUCGGCCAAGCUCCAGCAUCCACUGGGAAUAGCAUGGGAUCAUUUGGAGAAGCAGAUUUACGUAGCCGACACUUACAAUCAUAAAAUUAAGAGCGUGGACGCGGCAACGGGAUGUUGCAAAACGUUGUUCGGCGACGGGAAGCCCGACAGCGCGUUCUUCUUCAAUGAGCCGAGUGGUCUUGCUGUUAAUCCAGACGGUAACGUUCUUUAUGUAGCCGAUACCAAUAAUCACGCUCUUAAGGUUAUCGAUUUGAAGAGCAAAAAAAUCUCAACCAUGGCUAUCUCAUUCAGACGCGAUUCCAACAGAAACACCAACAAUACAUUCACGUUCGACACGACGAUCAGUACGCGCGGUGGCGAAUUGAGUAUCUCAUUCGACGUUGUAUUCUUGAAUGGAAUGAAGUUAAAUGUGGACGCACCGCAAGGAUGGGCCGUAUCCUUGCCUGCGAAUGUGGGGACAGCUGACGCUUUGACAGGUAGACUACCGACUCCCGUGUCGGUGAGGUUACCGGAGGGUGAAGCGCGCAGUAAAUUCAGCGUCGCGUUAAACAUAAUAGCCUGCACGGCGGACACGUGUUUGCCGAUGAAGCUGUCCGUGGUGUUCAAUGUGCAUCGAAACGCCGAUGCGCCCACGAUCGUGUCCGAAAAAAGAGAACUCGUUAUUCAAUAAGAAUUGUAGAUUUUAUUAUAUAUAUGAAAAAAAGCGAGAGAAAAAGAGAGAACGUACCGCUCGUAUAUAUGCGCAUACGUGUAUAUUGUUUAUUAGAUAUUGCCUUAAAGUAUACAUUUAAUGUAUACACUUGUUUACAGCGAAUAGCAAUUUUACAUCAUUUACAUACCUUUUGUAAAUUGUGAGAGA